AUGGUCAAGGUCGGCAUCAACGGUUUCGGCCGCAUUGGUCGUAUCGUCUUCCGCAAUGCCGUCGAGCACCCGGAGAUCGAGAUCGUCGCCGUCAACGACCCCUUCAUUGAGCCCAAGUACGCCGAGUACAUGCUCAAGUACGACUCCACCCACGGUCAGUUCAAGGGUGACAUCAAGGUCCAGGGCUCUGACCUCGUCAUCAACGGCAAGACCGUCAAGUUCUACACCGAGCGUGACCCCGCCGCCAUCCCCUGGAAGGACACUGGUGCCGAGUACAUUGUCGAGUCCACUGGUGUCUUCACCACCACCGACAAGGCCUCUGCUCACUUGAAGGGUGGUGCCAAGAAGGUCAUCAUCUCUGCUCCCUCUGCUGAUGCCCCCAUGUACGUGAUGGGUGUCAACGAGAAGACCUACGACGGCAAGGCCGAUGUCAUCUCCAACGCCUCUUGCACCACCAACUGCUUGGCUCCCCUCGCCAAGGUCAUCCACGACAAGUUCACCAUCAUUGAGGGUCUCAUGACCACUGUCCACUCCUACACUGCCACCCAGAAGACCGUCGACGGUCCCUCGGCCAAGGACUGGCGUGGUGGCCGUACUGCUGCUCAGAACAUCAUUCCCAGCAGCACUGGUGCCGCCAAGGCUGUCGGCAAGGUCAUUCCCGACCUCAACGGCAAGCUUACCGGCAUGUCCAUGCGUGUCCCUACCGCCAACGUCUCCGUUGUUGACCUGACUGCCCGUAUUGAGAAGGGUGCCAGCUACGACGAGAUCAAGGAGGCCAUCAAGGAGGCCGCCAACGGUCCCCUCAAGGGCGUUCUGGCUUACACUGAGGACGAGGUUGUCUCCACUGACAUGAUUGGCAACACUCACUCCUCCAUCUUCGAUGCCAAGGCUGGUAUCUCCCUCAACAACAACUUUGUCAAGCUCGUCUCCUGGUACGACAACGAGUGGGGUUACUCCCGCCGUGUCCUGGACCUCCUGGCCUACGUUGCCAAGGUUGACGCUGGCAAAUGA
Messenger RNA from Pestalotiopsis fici W106-1, 1011 nucleotides. RefSeq names its product Glyceraldehyde-3-phosphate dehydrogenase. Lineage: Eukaryota; Fungi; Ascomycota; Sordariomycetes; Amphisphaeriales; Sporocadaceae. Gene Ontology annotation, molecular function: NADP binding; NAD binding; oxidoreductase activity, acting on the aldehyde or oxo group of donors, NAD or NADP as acceptor. The record is from RefSeq and is a predicted model, not a curated record. The coding region runs from base 1 to 1011 and encodes 336 amino acids. Gene Ontology annotation, biological process: glucose metabolic process. The transcript is spliced from 2 exons.